GACUCUUAUGGUUAGGAACUUGAUUUAUUUUGCUUCUGAGCGUCUCGUUUCAGUUUCUGUUUAUGAAGGGUCUAUACUCUAUUUGCUAAAAUCGCGGACAUCAUAUUCUUCUGUUUUGAUUACUUGUCCUAACGGCGGACGCUGCUUAAUUUUUAUUUUGCAGUACAUUACGUAUAAAUCAUAAACUGCGAAAAUGAGUGUUAACAGUAUGGGUAUGGUGACCACCUUGUACAACAUCGAAGUGCCAAAAAAUAUAUUCAAGAGAGUCCAGCAAUGGGGAGUGAUGGCGCGGCAAUGGUGGCUGUAUGAUGCAUACGGACAAGACGUAUUUCGGUCCGCACUUCAAGUUCGGCCUUAUCUCCAAGGAAAACACAAGCCGUAUUAUGUCGCGCUCGGUGACCACGGAGACCAUGUGGUCGUCGUGAACGCCAAGCACAUCACUAUGGAGCACGAUCUGUGGGAACGAGUGGAAUAUUAUCACCAUACUGGAUAUCCUGGAGGAGCGGUAUGGACACCGGCUUGGAAACUCCAUCAGGAGAAUCCCACGGAAAUGUUUCGGCGUAAUCUUCGAAGAAAAAUUAAGGGGAACAGAUUGAGAGAUGAAUAUAUGGCCCGAUUGCAUGUUUAUCCGGAACUGGACGUACCGGAGCAUAUCAUGAAGAAUGUUUCUGCACAAAUACGGCAAAUACAGUUCGUACCAAAGAAACUGCAUGAAUAUUCCGAAGAAGAAAGGAACAAUUUUCCACGUUUAUUUUCCUAUCCGAAAGACUUUGUCAUCGAAGGAGAUGUUCCUACUGUUAUGCCAGUAGAAACACCCAAGAAAAAUUAAGGAAAAAAUUCAGACCUUCAGAAUUACAUUUGACUUUUCAGCAAUACCUUUUGUGUGUACAGACUACAGAUGGUGGCACAUUCAGCACUGCUAUUGGCGAUGAAGCAGUAAGAUUUUUUUUGCUGCAUGUUUGAAAUGUUAAGAGUUUUUGGUAGAGAAUGUGCAACAGAAAUGCGGUGGCAGAUACAUACAGUAAUAUUGUAUCCCACCAGCAUAUAAUAUUAUGCGUUUAUGUACGUAGUACAUCUAAAAUACAAAUGCAACCUCAUGAUUCACAUCUUAAAUUUUAGCAUUUGUCAGUAAAAGAAUUAGAGUGCUGUAGUGCCUAAAGAUUUGGCCGGCAAUAUUAUUGACCUUCUGGUCUCACCUUUGUACAAA
Molecule: messenger RNA, 1207 nt
Organism: Paramacrobiotus metropolitanus
Lineage: Eukaryota; Metazoa; Tardigrada; Eutardigrada; Parachela; Macrobiotidae
Product: 39S ribosomal protein L13, mitochondrial-like
Exons: 5
Coding region: 194-829 (211 amino acids)
Biological process (GO): translation; negative regulation of translation
Cellular component (GO): mitochondrial large ribosomal subunit; ribosome
Molecular function (GO): structural constituent of ribosome; mRNA binding
Source: RefSeq, a predicted model, not a curated record